AUGGGACUGAAUGUGGACUCUGAGAACAAAUUGGAUGCAGCUUUUUCGGAGAUUGGUGAAUUCGGUCUUUUUCAAAUUCUUGCAAUUUCAUUGAUUUGCAUCCCCAACAUCAUUUCCGCAUCAUAUGUCAUUAAUUUUAUAUUCGCAAUACAGCCACUAAAUCACAGAUGCAAAGUGCCGGAAUGCGAUUUUGGCGACAACAAUCGUGAGAUAAGUUAUAAUCAGACAUGGCUUGAGUAUGCGAUUCCAAAAACUCAAAAUGGAUACGAAAACUGUGUUCGAUAUGAAUCGAUUCAGUCGUCAACGGCCAAUACAUGUGAUGUCAAUAGCUUCAAUACAUCAAAACAAAUCGAGUGCACCGAGUUUAUUUACGCAACGGACGAACUAAAUAUUCAAACCGAG
Messenger RNA from Contarinia nasturtii (swede midge), 402 nucleotides. Its product is annotated as solute carrier family 22 member 7-like. The transcript has 2 exons. Lineage: Eukaryota; Metazoa; Arthropoda; Insecta; Diptera; Cecidomyiidae. The record is from RefSeq and is a predicted model, not a curated record. The annotation marks the transcript as partial.